Molecule: messenger RNA, 636 nt
Organism: Naumovozyma dairenensis CBS 421
Lineage: Eukaryota; Fungi; Ascomycota; Saccharomycetes; Saccharomycetales; Saccharomycetaceae
Gene: GAR1
Product: H/ACA snoRNP pseudouridylase subunit GAR1
Exons: 1
Coding region: 1-636 (211 amino acids)
Biological process (GO): ribosome biogenesis; snoRNA guided rRNA pseudouridine synthesis
Cellular component (GO): box H/ACA snoRNP complex
Molecular function (GO): box H/ACA snoRNA binding
Source: RefSeq, a predicted model, not a curated record
AUGAGUUUCAGAGGUGGUAACAGAGGUGGCCGCGGAGGCUUCAGAGGAGGCCGUGGUGGUGGCCGUAUGGGUGGGAGACCAAUACAACAAGGUCCACCAGAUUCUGUUUUAGAAAUGGGGUCCUUCCUACAUGAAUGUGAGAAUGACAUUGUUUGCCGUUCGAUAAAUACCAAGAUUCCAUACUUCAAUGCCCCAAUAUACUUAGAAAAUAAAACGCAAAUUGGUAAGGUUGAUGAAAUUUUAGGUCCAUUAAAUGAAGUGUAUUUCACAAUUAAGUGUUCAGAAGGGGUUCAAGCCAAGAGCUUUAAAGAAGGUGACAAAUUCUACAUUGGUCCAGAUAAACUUUUACCAAUCGAAAGAUUCUUACCAAAACCAAAGGUUGUAGGCCCACCAAAACCAAAAUCUAAGAAGAAGAAGGGAACUGGUGCACCAGCUGGUCGUGGAGGUUCCAGAGGUGGUUUCAGUAGAGGUGGCCGUGGUGGAUCUCGUGGUGGCUUCAGUGCCCGCGGUGGUUCAAGAGGUGGAUUUGGAGGUCGCGGUGGAUCCCGUGGUGGAUUUGGUGGCCGUGGAGGCUCAAGAGGUGGAUUUGGUGGAUCCCGUGGUGGAUCUAGAGGUGGGUUCGGUGGUAGAAGAUAG